AUGCCGAUCCGAGCCGAAUGUAAACAGGAAACUAAUUGUACAUAAUAACCAUAUAAAUAAGCGUAUUUAAAGCGUAUUUAAGUUAUCUACUGAUAACUUAAAGAAGCCGGUAUUUACCGGAUUAAACACGUAUACAAUCGAUCGUUUAGUGUUGGUGGUUUGUACAGCAGACGAUUGUUUGUGUAAGCUGAGCAUUGUAAAACAACGAAGUGUAAAACUAUCGGAUACCCUGACAUUGGUUGACCUGUGCAGUGGGAAUAAGUGACCCACUUAGCAAACAUUAGAUUAGUUAACCAUACUGUUUACAUCUAUUAGAGCAAACAGGACUAUAUGAUAAUUAAGAUUCCGCGAACGUACCUUAUAUCUCAGCCAUUAACUACAAUAUAUACUUAUCUAAACCAUGUUGGUGACGGAGCUGUACAAGCGUUUCCCCGUGCUGGUCACGUGCUGGGCAUUCAUGGAGGUGAUGUUGUUUGCGGGCAUGAUCUUCGGUUGGGCCUCGCUCGUAUUCAUAUUGAAGGAGGAGCGCUUUUACGUCGACGCAUGCUCAAAACACGACCUCACUUCCGGUCGAAUUGAAAUUGCUAUAAACAGCAAUUCUUCGGGGCUCGCUAGUCUGUACGAAGUAGAUUCCAACCAAGGGUCGUCUAAAAACGUCUCAAAUAUAACAGACGAGAAAGGGUCGUUACAUAAUUUCAUUAACCAGGGUUGUGCUGAACAGGAGUCGAAACUUAACCUGUGGUUCUCCAUUGCGGUCAGUUUCAUGUACCUUACCUUUACGGGCAUUGGGUACUUGAUCCGUUUUCUGGGGACUCGGACGACUCGAUUUAUAUUUUAUGCUAUUUACCUCACGGGAACAAUGUGUUUAGCCUUUGCAACUCCAGAGACGCCCUGGUUGCUGCUUCCCGGUCUGGCGUGUAUGGGAACCGGCGGUCUGACAAUGCUCGCUACCAACCUCCAGGUCGCAGAUCUGCACCCACACCUGCGAGGGACCAUCGUAGCCAUCUUCACGGGCCUUUUCGACUUCUCGUCUGUCAACAAACAGCUCAUAAGGAUAGCAUUUGAAAGUGGAAUCGCCCGUCGCUCUGCCUACAUCUUUUACGCCCUUCUUUUCGCCAUCAUAAUCGCCAUCAGCACGUGUUUUUUCCUGCCCGUGAGGAGCAUCGACGCAGAACACCUCGAAAAUAUCAAACGCCGUCGCCGACAAAGAGCAGGCUCGGAGAAACUCGAUAAUUUACCGGAGAACGCACUGGUCCACCAGGAGACCGACCUCAUCCCUUCGAUGGAAAUGGAGGUGAACGGUCGUGCUGAGAAUGAAGUUGGUCUGCUGAAACCAGAGGACAAAGACUUGGCGUCUUCAGGACUAAGCAAUACGGACGAGGUCAAGCCCGGUGUCAUGUCCUCCAUUUUGACCUUGACCUUUAUCCUCCACCUGUUCUGGUUGUUCGUCCAUGCCGUGAGGUUCGUGACCUUCAUUGGACUGAUGAACGUGUGGCUGGAGAAAAUAUACCAGGGAGAUGAGGCCAAAGUCGGUGAGAUGCUGGGAAUUUACUCCUACAUGACCAUGGGCGCCAUCGGAACAGCCUUGCUGUGCGGCUCUGUGUAUGACUACAUCCGCAAGAAGUACCUUAACUCCAGUCCCAUCAAGCGCGUGUACGUUCCGGUUGUGUUGCCCAUGUGCCUGGUGAUAUGUUACUCCAUGGCGACCACCGUCAUGUGCAUGAUCCCCAACGUAGUGGCGCCAUACAUCGCCUUUACGUUCUUCACAUUCUUGCGCUCGGCUUUAUUCACAGUUGCCGUUGCGUUCGUCGGAGAUGCCUUUCCAGUGGAUCACUUCGGUGUGAUGUUCGGCUUUCUUCAAAUGUCUGCGGGUAUAGCUGGCCUCGCCCAGUACCCGCUAUUCCAGUGGUUCGACGCCUACGCGGGCUCCGCACUUCAUUUGAACAUAAUGCUGCUGGUCCUUCAAGCACUCACCUUCAUCCAUCCCAUAAUUCUCUACAUCCGGGGCACCAGGGACGGUAAAUCAGUUUAGAGUAACCCCAAUUGAGUGGAGAAUACCUUUACGUCGAUCGCGCAAAUGACGCCAUUUUAAACGGACUUGUUAACAGAUUUUCAUAUAUUUAAAAAAUGUAAUGAAAUAUGUUUACUAAAAAUCUAUACUAUUUUAAUUAUCUUAUUACAACAGCAAGUAAAACAGUUGAAAUAUGCCAUCUAACCCGGACAUUCUGGAGGGGAAAGCUAGAGCGCUACCACUGCGCCAUGCUGGCUUUCAUACUUAUCAGCGAAUUUAAACUCUAUGUUAGUACUACGCGAACUUUCCAAAUUAACGUGGAAAAAGCUACACACGCGAUAUUAUUUUCCAGAUUUCGAAUGAUGAUUAUACAUUUAUAAGCCAAUAUUUUAAACAUUUUCUUAGUCAGGAUUAUGGUUUCGCUUGUUUACACAAAAUGUAUGUACAAUGUAUUGUUUUAUUAAUAUUUUACACUAUUUUGAAGCGUGUAGUUUUAUAAAAAUAUGAAAUAGUGCCUUUAAGAAAAAAAAAGAAUGACGCUCUGGCGUUCUUAUAUUUUUAUAUAUAUUAUAUAUAGUUCUUAUAUUAUAUUUUUCGGAGUUCAAUGCCCCAGAUAAUUAUUUGCUUAAUAGGGUUUUCACCCAUCGAUUUUGAAAAAUAGGGUGAUUUCAUUCUUGAAAUAGGGUGAAAUUAUUUAUAAAAAUGCAUACCUUAAAAUCAUUGCUGCUUUACUUUUGUUGAAGCUGCACACUUGUAUUGAUUCAAUAAAACUGUAAACUAUCAUAAUUAACUUUAAUAAACUGAAGUUUCAUAACAUCUUUAAUCCUUGAAACUGUCCAUAAUAUAAACUUUAAACUUAAAAGAAAUCGAUAACACGAAUUAUUCCGCACUUAUUGGCUCUUGCUUUCUUGGUUCGAAAAAGUUUGCAAUCGACUGAUAUUUUGGCGCAACAAUCGCGGACGUCUUUCAACCUCUCUUAAACAUUUUGAUUUCGCAUCCUAAUAGAAACUGAAUGAACAGACGCUUUACAAAUACAUGCACAAUGAGCGACGAAUUAUGUCAGAUUGAAAACGCAUGUAUGUCUUCGUCAAUUAUUUGGUCAGACGCUUUACUUAACUGUGGAAUCUAGUCCGCAGAUCGCUUUAAUAAUUUUGACUGCUCCGUUAUCCUAGCGCUUGCUGAAUGAAAGCGUCGCCGUGUAAUGAUAAUAAUGCCACAGUUAAGAGAAAAUUCCGAAAACGAGCAAAGCAUUUUCGAUCGAAGCUAUUGCAUCGUACGCAUCAAAUUUGACGAAUUUGCGUAAAAGUCAAAUUGGUUGCGUUUUCAAUACGCAUGAUAUUGUAUUUCUUUGCAUUUUAAAACAUUUUAAUAGGGUUAAAGACGCAGAUACGCAGCUUAUCUGGGGCACUGGUCAGUUGUUCACAAAAUUUAGUCCACUUACUUCGGUGUGUGUGUUGUAAACGAGGGAGAUUGUGGCUUUAAAGAGGUUUUGUAUGCCACGGUUAUAAAAUGGUUGUUGAUUUUGUGAUUUGUACACUUGUGUUAAGUAUUAUAUACCCCAUACCAAAUUAUUAAAUGGUAGCCGUUAUGAAAUCAUGAAAAAAGUCAUUGUAUGUAUUGAAUUGAAAUAUGUAAGGAGCGGUUCGUUGAUAUAUGCAGAUAUUAUAUAACUGUUCAUGUUAUACAAGUAGUAUGAUUCUGGGUGUAUGAUAUUGUACUUAAGUAUAGUCAACUUGACAAGUUGCUUGCAAUAUACGAUAGUGUUCAACAAUUCAAUUAUUUUUUUAUAUCUAUAUGUUUGCGGUUUUAUAUAAAAAUGGUAUAUUAAAUUGAUCAAUUGUUUAUUACUCAUUUUGAUAAUGCCUGAACAUGUUAAAAAAAUCAAGAUGUUUUCGAAGGUUCAAUCUGAGUUGCAUUCUCGAAGAUGCUUGCUUAUUUAUUAGGAUAUGUGUAUAAUUUACAAAGCUUAUAUAUAUGUUAAAAUUACAUAUUUGCAUUGAUCAGCAUUAUACUUGUUUACAGCAUCAAUUUGACAUAUACAUGUAUACAGGGUUGCAUUUAAUAAGGCUAUCACAUGAAGAUUGUGUACAUUUCUUGCGUUAUAUUUCAGGUUAUGUAUAUGCUAAAUUUUUCAUAAAUUUACCUUUAUGUGUAUAAUUUCAAUGACAGUCAUUGUAUGUCCUCAUUUUUAAAUUGUUUUGUGUUGUUGGUGUCUGUUUAUUUUUUGUUUUUUUUUAGUCUGUUACACGUAUUUAAACGUGACAUGACUGUUUAGUAAUGUUGAUUAUAAUGUUUUGUUGUGUGGUGUUAAAGUUGUGUUUUCUAUCAUAUGAUGGGUUAAAUAUUGAAGUAAAAAAUAUAUUUAAAAUAGUUUUACAUGGUAAAUCCAAAAACCGCCGCUUAGAUUUGUAUUUCAUUUCUAUGUCAGAAAUGAAUACAAUCUCAUUGAAAAUGAUUGUGAUUGUUGUAGUCUACCUAGUGUGUAUACAUGUUUUAAAAUUGUAAAUAUGAUUGUGCAUACUUGUAAAUAUCGGCUGGUCUGUUUUGUUGAUAAUAAAUAUGAUAUCAGA
Messenger RNA from Dreissena polymorpha, 4581 nucleotides. RefSeq names its product equilibrative nucleobase transporter 1-like. Gene Ontology annotation, biological process: transmembrane transport. The record is from RefSeq and is a predicted model, not a curated record. Bases 401 to 2032 code for a protein of 543 amino acids. The transcript has 11 exons. NCBI's taxonomy places the organism in Eukaryota, Metazoa, Mollusca, Bivalvia, Myida, Dreissenidae. Gene Ontology annotation, molecular function: transmembrane transporter activity.